Molecule: messenger RNA, 566 nt
Organism: Aspergillus ibericus CBS 121593
Lineage: Eukaryota; Fungi; Ascomycota; Eurotiomycetes; Eurotiales; Aspergillaceae
Exons: 1
Coding region: 141-449 (102 amino acids)
Source: RefSeq, a predicted model, not a curated record
UGGGUGAGGGAGAGGUAUCCGGAUCGGUGCGUUUACAAUUUCUUUGUAUUGAGUGUUUACGUACCUUGCCUUAUCUUAUCUUACCUAUUCCGAUUUCGAUUUCGGGACGGGACAUAUACCUCAUGUACUAACCCCGAAGGAUGAAACUCAAUCCGGAAGUCCUCCAACUCAAUAUCAUCGAGAUUGAGGAUGAUAACGGGGAAUAUGCAAACACGUGGCUGUUGUUUCAGGUUGAUCCGGAAGAGUAUAUAGGAAGAAAGGUCUUGGUGGUGCCGAGGUGUUGUCAGAGGAGAAAGGGGUCGCAGGAUCGGUGGAGGGUGAAUGCGAUGGUGUAUCAGCGGGAAAGGGGGGAGGAGAGGUUGUUGGGGUGGGAGGAGUUUGGGAGGUUGGUGCUAGCUUGGGAGAAGGAAAAGGAAGAAAGAGGGGAGGGGGAGGGAGAAGGAAAAUGAAGGGAGGCAGAAAGGGGAGGAAGAGUAUGAAACGGUAUUUACUGGUUUACUUAAUGUAAGAGAGCAGAUGUAGGUGUAUAGCACCUAGGCUGAGGUGGUGUAUAUAUGGUAUUGAUU